Molecule: messenger RNA, 1288 nt
Organism: Leptopilina heterotoma
Lineage: Eukaryota; Metazoa; Arthropoda; Insecta; Hymenoptera; Figitidae
Gene: Parp16
Product: protein mono-ADP-ribosyltransferase PARP16
Exons: 7
Coding region: 168-1277 (369 amino acids)
Biological process (GO): endoplasmic reticulum unfolded protein response
Cellular component (GO): endoplasmic reticulum tubular network; nuclear envelope; membrane
Molecular function (GO): NAD+ poly-ADP-ribosyltransferase activity; protein serine/threonine kinase activator activity; kinase binding
Source: RefSeq, a predicted model, not a curated record
UUCAGACAGGUUUCCGUGUAUACAUAACAAAAGACGACGCGAAACAAUUUUAUAGUGACUUCACAUUUGAUGCAAAUCAAAGUUUUUAAUACGAGAAAAAAAUGAUACCUGUCAUUUAAGGACAAAUUCCCUGUAAAUAAGUACUGCUGUUUGCUUUUUAAAUUAUUAUGGCCUCUACGGAAAAGAAUUCGAAAAAGGAAGAAAUUUCUUCCAAACAUUACAAAAUUGAUGGACAAAGGAAUCAAAUGGAGUUGAUUGAAAAAUCAUUAUUACAAGAAGAUGUCGAGAAGAAAAUACUUUCACUUAAGCAUUUACUGGAAAAAGAUCCCAAGUCUGCAGACUUAAAAUUGUCAUUAUUUAUCGCAGCCUGUCACACUUAUCGAUAUGACACUUGUCUUAAACCAUUUCCUCCAAUGUAUAUAAGGAAAGAAUGCAAGGACAUUGAUGCUUUGAGAAAAAUGUUGGAGACAAUUCCACCACUAAGUGUAAUUUAUCACGAACUCAAUGAGCCGAAUGUCUACGAAAAUUAUGGGCCAGCGAUAGAAUUAUUAUAUUGGUUAUUGGUGAAAUUACGAGAUCCUAAUAUAAAAAGUGUUAGCAAAGAAAGUUUUGAAACAGUAUUAAAGAAAGUUCCCUCGGAAAUGAAAGCAGCACCACCAAAUUUAAUUUUUCAAAUUGCAUGUAUGAAACAUUCGACAUCGGAGGAAAAAUGGCAAACAGCAGCUCGAGGUCAAGCAACAUUUUAUGCCUAUCAUGGAAGUCGACUAGAAAAUUUUCACUCUAUUCUGCAUUACGGUCUACAACAAAAUAUGUGCAAAAAUCCUCUGUUUGGCAAUGGAAUUUAUUUAUCAAGUGAAUUAGGAGUCAGUUUACCGUACAGUCCUGUUGGCUAUGGCUGGGGUGGCAGUCUUCUAGGCAGCAAAAUGAGUUGUGUUGCACUUUGUGAACUUAUUAAUCAUCCUGGCGUUAAACGAGGAGAUUCAGCUGAAAAAGGAAGGAGCGUAAUACCGGAUGCAGUAGGCGGAAAAGUGCCAAAUAAAUAUUACGUUGUAACCAAUAGUGAUUUAGUACGAAUUCGCUAUCUACUUAUCUACAGUCAAGAAUUUAAUUCGUCAAGAGAGUCAAAGAAAACAGGCGUGCUCGCAUGGUUCCGAAAACACAAACUCUUGACCUUCGUACUUGGUUACGUCGUCUUAUUAGCUUCUGUUGGCUUAACACAUAACAAACACGUGGAAAAAUAUUUAAAAUUAUUUAUACAAAGAGCAGGCUUCGAAUAGGAAAUUUUUUU